This is a messenger RNA of Acanthocheilonema viteae, 1071 nucleotides long. The record is from the annotation of a GenBank genome assembly. NCBI's taxonomy places the organism in Eukaryota, Metazoa, Nematoda, Chromadorea, Rhabditida, Onchocercidae.
AUGCUCUCGAAACUAUUCUGCAGCUCUUCAUCACUACAACUCUCCAACAAUGUUGCUGUUGCUUUUCGUUAUUUUUCGAAAACGACCUAUAAUUCUGCGCGAUAUGCUGGACGUCGAGUUGCUGAAGGAAACUAUGGUAUUGGAAGUGCUACACGUACAACACUGAAAGAACGUCUUAUGGGGCCUACUACAGGGAAACCUUAUAUGUAUGGAAGUGCAGCUGUAGCUGGGGCAUCAUUAUUUGGGAUCGGUGCGUUAUGCUAUUACGGACUGGGUCUUUCGAAAGAAGGUCAGAGCAUCUUAAUACAGUCAGGAACUUGGCCGACAUAUGUGCGCGACCGUAUAAAGGCAACAUACGGAUAUUUGUUUGCAUCUCUUGGGAUAACAGCAGCUGCAGCUGUGGCGGCAUCAAGAUCGUUUCAGAUUUCGCGUUUGAUAAUGGGAUCGCCAUUCAUUUCAAUGGCAGUUGUAAUGGCAAGCAGUAUUGGGGCAUCAUUAAUCGACUACGAUAAUACAUUACUGAAACAUGCAGCUUGGAUUCUGCAUGCAGGCUUGAUGGGUGCGUUUAUAGGACCAAUCUGUUUGAUGGGUGGGCCCUUAGCUGUGCGAGCUGCUUGGUAUACUGUGGCUAUCGUCACAGGGCUGUCAACAAUUGCUUUCACAGCACCUUCUGAAAAGUUUCUGAUGAUGGGAGGCGCGUUGGCUAUGGCACUUGGUGUUGUUUUUGCAUCAUCUAUUGGAACUUUCUUUCUUCCUCCAACAUCUGCAUUGGGUGCAAGUCUAAUGUCGAUCUCUCUUUAUGGCGGUUUGAUUCUAUUUUCACUGUUUUUAUUGUUUGACACACAGUUUGUUAUCAAACGGGCACGAAUGUACCCGAUUUCGGAUACAAGCGAAGAACAAAUCUACAAGCCGGGAUAUUACGGCAGUAUUGGUGCUGGGUACAGUGCUGCACCAAAAAUGCGUCGAUUUGAUCCGAUCAAUGCACAAUUGUCCAUUUACGCAGAUGUUUUGAACAUUUUCAUUCGGCUGGUAACAAUGAUGACGGGCAUGCAGGGUGGCAGAAAACGAUAA